ACUAAGAAGAAGAAGAAGAAGAAGAAGAAGAAGAAGAAGAAAAUGAAUAUGGCAGCAGGUAGCUCCUGUACGAUAGUGGAAUAUUUCGGGGGUGAUGAUGGCUACCGCUGUGGUUAUUGUAAAAAUGAGAAGGGGAACUUCUCUCAUGGAAUGUGGUCCCACGCCAUGACAGUACAAGACUACCAGGAUCUCAUAGACCGAGGAUGGAGACGAAGCGGGAAGUAUGUUUACAAGCCCAUCAUGAACAAGACAUGCUGUCCACAGUACACCAUCAGGUGUCAAGCCUUGAACUUUCAGCCAUCUAAAACCCACAAGAAGAUCCUGAAGAAGAUGAGCAAGUUUCUGUCCAAAGGGGAGAUACCAACGGAAGAGGGAAAUGGGGAGCCCAUGGUCUCGCUGUGUGAGGAGGGAGGACUGCACGGCCCUGCUAAAGUCUGUCACUCUGAGGUGGAGAGUCCUGUGGUCACAGCCAUUCAGACUGAGGGAGACUCCACACCAGCCGAGUUUGAAACAGCCAGAAAAGACCCAGUGUCUGUCCCAGACGGGAGAGGACCAGAAACAACCCCCAAACCAGGGGUAGGAGCGGACCCCGGUAGGCCGUUGUGUAGGAAAGCCAAGGACCUGAGGAAGGCGCGUCGGCUGCAGAAGGAGCAGAAGAGACAGGUGGGGGGUGGAGUCCCGGUCUCUGCGACCUCUAACCCUGCCUCGCCUGUCCAGCUCAGCCAACCCAAAGCCCUGGAGGAGUUCAUCAACGAAUCUCUGCCCGAUAGUCCUCUGCACCGCCUCGAGGUGAGGCUAGUGCCCGUCAAUGAUGAUGAUCCUCAGUUCAUGGCGACCUAUGAGCAGUCGGCAGCGCUGUACGCACGCUACCAGAUGGCCGUUCACGGCGACACCCCUUCCGAGUGUAACGAGAGUGAGUUCAGGAGAUUUCUCUGUGACUCGCCACUUGAGGCGGAGACGUCUCCGGAUGGUCCAGCGGUGGGCUACGGUUCCUUCCACCAACAGUACUGGCUGGACGGCCGCAUCGUGGCAGUGGGAGUGGUGGACAUCCUGCCCACCUGUGUGUCCUCCGUCUACCUGUACUACCACCCCGACUUCGCCUCUCUGUCGCUGGGCUCCUACUCUGCGCUCAGGGAGGUUGCCUUCACCAGGCAGCUACAGAAACAAUCCCCCAAGCUGUGCUACUACUAUCUGGGCUUCUACAUCCACUCCUGCAACAAGAUGCGGUACAAGGGGCAGUACCAGCCUUCAGAACUCCUGUGCCCAGAGACAUAUGUCUUUGUGCCCAUAGAACGCUGCAUCCCCAGCCUGGAGCAGACUCGCUACGCACGCUUCAACCAGGACCCAGACGCAGGUGAUACACAUGUACUGAAGGACCUGGGUCGUGCUCUGGUGCUGUACAGACGGAAGGUCAUGCCCUACGCCGCCUACGCCCGCAAACGCAAGGGCUCCAACGACGAGAUGGAGGUGGCACAGUACGCCGGCCUGGUGGGCCAGGUCUGCGCUGAGAGGAUCCUGCUAUACCGGGCGUAACCCACUGGGGGCACCACCGCCACCCUGCACCUUGAUCCACUACACCAAAAUACACCUCCCAGCAAAUGUGUCUGUCUUUCUGCCUGUCUGUCUUUUUGUCGAUCUGUUUAGGGUUGUAUUCAUUAGGCAUCAAAUGAAAGAAAACUGAGUGAAACAGGAAUGGACUGACUACCUGAACUUGUCAAAUAGGAAACGCUCGUGUUCAUUUUCCUUUGCAAAAUGUUUUGCGAUGGUGUGCCCUUACGAAUACAACCCAUGUGUCUCUGUCUGUCCCGCUGUCUUUGUAAGUGCUUUCCGCUGCUUUACUCUACAAUAGCCUCACCAAGUUUAGCUCUACUACACAUAGGCCGAACCAACACAUUCAAGUAUGUACGUGCCUUCAGAAAGUAUUCACACCCCUUCACUUUUUCCACAUUUUGUUGUUACAGCCUGAAUUUUAAAUGGAUUAA
Coregonus clupeaformis (lake whitefish) is the source of this 1982-nucleotide messenger RNA. RefSeq names its product arginyl-tRNA--protein transferase 1-like. Gene Ontology annotation, molecular function: arginyl-tRNA--protein transferase activity. Gene Ontology annotation, biological process: protein arginylation. The coding region runs from base 43 to 1533 and encodes 496 amino acids. Gene Ontology annotation, cellular component: cytoplasm. The transcript has 12 exons. NCBI's taxonomy places the organism in Eukaryota, Metazoa, Chordata, Actinopteri, Salmoniformes, Salmonidae. The record is from RefSeq and is a predicted model, not a curated record.